AUUUUACAUUAUCGGGAAUCGCGCGGAGCUCCGCCGGGGACGAUUUACCGGUCUCAUCAUACCGAACCUACGCUCACACUAACCCGAACAACCCGGAAAAACACCGUCAGAUUUCUGGAGACAUGGCCACAGAACAUAUUAAUGGGAAUGGUACAGAAGAACCAAUGGACACGUCUGCUGCAGUUACCCAUUCUGACCACUUCAACACUUUAUUAGAAGCUGGUUUACCACAGAAAGUUGCAGAAAAGCUAGAUGAAAUUUACCUAGCAGGUCUCCUAGCUCACAGUGACCUGGACGAACGGGCCAUUGAAGCGCUGAAGGAGUUCAACGAGGAAGGUGCACUGCAGGUUCUCGUGCAGUUCAAAGAGAGCGAUCUAUCCCAUGUGCAGAACAAAAGUGCCUUUCUCUGUGGCGUUAUGAAGACCUACAGACAGAGAGAGAAACAGGGGUCCAAAGUUGUAGACUCCAGUAAAGGACCGGAUGAAGCGAAAAUUAAAACUCUGCUUGAGAGGACAGGCUACACCCUUGAUGUCACUACAGGCCAGCGCAAGUAUGGCGGUCCUCCCCCUGAGUCCGUCUACACGGGUGCUCAGCCCAACAUCGGAACAGAGAUCUUUGUAGGGAAGAUCCCGAGGGACUUGUUUGAGGAUGAGCUAGUGCCUCUGUUUGAGAAGGCUGGACCGAUCUGGGACCUGCGUCUGAUGAUGGACCCUCUGAGCGGCCUGAACAGGGGAUACGCCUUCCUCACAUUCUGCACUAAAGAGGCUGCACAGGAGGCUGUCAAGCUAUAUAACAAUCAUGAAAUUCGCUCUGGCAAACUCAUCGGCGUGUGUAUCUCGGUCGCAAACAACAGACUCUUUGUGGGCUCCAUCCCCAAGAGCAAGACAAAGGAACAGAUUGUAGAAGAGUUUUCCAAAGUCACAGAGGGUCUCACCGACGUGAUCCUGUACCAUCAGCCCGAUGAUAAGAGGAAGAACAGGGGCUUUUGUUUUCUGGAGUAUGAGGACCACAAAACGGCAGCACAGGCGCGACGGAGGCUCAUGAGCGGGAAGGUGAAGGUCUGGGGCAAUGUUGUCACAGUCGAGUGGGCCGACCCUAUCGAGGACCCUGACCCGGAGGUCAUGGCGAAGGUGAAAGUACUGUUUGUCAGGAACCUGGCCAACAGCGUAACGGAGGAAAUACUUGAAACAACAUUUGGCCAGUUUGGAAAACUGGAGCGAGUGAAGAAACUUAAAGACUACGCCUUCAUUCACUACGAUGAGAGAGACGGUGCGGUGAAGGCCCUGGAGGAAUUGAACGGAAAAGAUUUGGAGGGAGAGAACAUCGAGAUUGUGUUCGCCAAACCACCAGACCAGAAGCGGAAAGAGAGGAAGGCACAGCGCCAAGCAGCGAAGACACACAUGUAUGAUGAUUACUACUAUUACGGCCCCCCUCAAAUGCCACCUCCCGCCAGAGGCCGGGGCAGGGGUGCCGGUCGCGGCGGUUACGCCUACCCGCCCGACUAUUAUGGCUACGAAGAUUACUACGAUUAUUAUGGUUACGACUACCAUAACUACAGGGGUGGCUACGAUGACCCGUACUACGGCUACGAUGAUUUCCAGGUGCCCGCUCGAGGCCGUGGGGGGCGUGGCGGAGCGAGAGGCGGGGUGUCUCCGGUGCGCGGCCGAGGGGCCGGCGCUCCACGGGGCAGGGCGGGCUUCACGCAGCGCGGCGGUGUCGGACCGGGAGCGAGCAGAGGCCCACGGGGAGGAGCCAGAGGCGGGGUUCUGCCGAGAGGGCGCGGGGUACGUGGUGCUCGGGGUGGACGCGGUGGAAAUGUAGGAGGCAAGCGCAAAGCCGAUGGCUACAACCAGCCAGAUUCCAAGCGGCGCCAGACCAUUAAUCAGAACUGGGGCUCGCAACCCAUUGCACAGCAACCCUUGCAAGGUGGCGAUCAUUCUGCAGGGUAAGGGGCUGGAGGCGGCUCUUGACACGUACCAGUGAAGGCCGAGUCGCUCUGUGGGGUGCUGCCGGUGGAUGCGAUGGUAAGGUCCGUUCCACGGUCCGACUCGGUUCCUGCCUUACGGAAGCUCCCCGUCUGCCUCCAGGAUUGCCGUCAGAGCCACCAUAAGACCUGUUUGGACUUUGAACCGUAAUGCCACUACAGUAACUUCUGGAGGUGGAGAUGCCCAAAGGACGUUUCUCCUCGACGUGAAAUGUAUUUUGCACUUUGUAGAUGUUUGAAGUGGCUUGGAGGUGCUGUUGGUGUAUAUUAUUGUGCGUUUUUAACCACGGCUUGGCAUGUGUCGAGUCUUGCUUUGUUUUUUAUUUGAUGUGUUUUUACCACCUGGCGUACUUGGCCAGGCAUUCCAGGUCAAUGGUUCCUCUUGGAACCUUUUUUUGCUUAUUUUCUUCAGUAAGUUGAUGUUAAAGGGUGGGUUAACUACCUCAUCGUGGAGGCUGAAACUGCCCUGUCUGUGCUGUACAUAUGAUGUAAGCAGGGCUUUUAAUAUUCCACACUUAUGCACAAGGGCCGCAGCAGAGCCAAUGUACUCAUAGUGUAUUAUAGUCCUUUUGUAUAGCGCAGAACAGUCAGACUGGACAUGUGUCUGAAACUCAUAUGAUGAGUCUAAAGUCACUGGUUUGUUUUCUGUAAAGGUGAGGAAAAGCUACUUUUUAAAAGCUUGAGCUAUUUUCUCAAGCAUUUUGUAAAAAAUCCGCAGCUUGAUCAGUUUUUAAUCGACAUCAUCUCUUUUGUAUGCCGUGUCACAGUUUCAGAGGUAAGUUUAUAAAUGUCAUGCACUAGAAUGAGACGGCCCAUCAGAUCUCACAGGACCGAGAGGAACUCGUGCUUCCUUGUUCUCCUCUCAUCAGAGGCUUGAGGUCAGUCUCCCUGCCGCUCAUCUUCAAUCAGACUGUUGCCAUAACUCUUGAGUCUGUUGUGUGAGCUGUGCUUGGGAUGGACAGGAAGUGAUGUCAUGUAACUGGGCACACCAGAGCUGCCUUUACAUCACAUUAAAUGUGAUGACUUAAUGAGAUAUGCAUCAUUGUGGCCAUGUGAUUGGUGAUUUUAAUUCUGUCUCUCUUACAAGUACAGGGUUUAUAUCUUUGAAAAGGGAUUUUCUUUUGCAUCUGAUAACAUUGACUGAAUUUUGAACAUGACUGACUGCCACUAUUUCUGUAUGAUCGUGAAGCCAUUUUAUCAGAAGUGGUGUUUGUUUUGAAUUCACAAUACUGCUGCAUUAGUGUUUGCAUUCCUGCAAAUAAAUUUUGUUACUGAA
Triplophysa rosa is the source of this 3260-nucleotide messenger RNA. RefSeq names its product synaptotagmin binding, cytoplasmic RNA interacting protein (gene syncrip). Gene Ontology annotation, molecular function: mRNA 5'-UTR binding. Gene Ontology annotation, cellular component: nucleus; CRD-mediated mRNA stability complex; ribonucleoprotein complex. The record is from RefSeq and is a predicted model, not a curated record. Gene Ontology annotation, biological process: CRD-mediated mRNA stabilization. The transcript is spliced from 12 exons. The coding region runs from base 123 to 1949 and encodes 608 amino acids. Lineage: Eukaryota; Metazoa; Chordata; Actinopteri; Cypriniformes; Nemacheilidae.